Molecule: messenger RNA, 2436 nt
Organism: Psilocybe cubensis
Lineage: Eukaryota; Fungi; Basidiomycota; Agaricomycetes; Agaricales; Agrocybaceae
Exons: 8
Coding region: 1-2436 (811 amino acids)
Biological process (GO): maturation of SSU-rRNA
Cellular component (GO): nucleolus
Molecular function (GO): RNA binding
Source: RefSeq, a predicted model, not a curated record
AUGGCGAGCUCCAUUAUAAACGAAACUUUUGUCCUCGCCAAUUAUACGUCGUCUGCGCGAGGAAAAUCCACGAAAAAAUACACUCCUGGAGUCUAUGCGACCUCCACGAAAAAAAAUAGUAACAGCGCGGACGGAUAUGUUACGGUAGCUGUUCAGGCAGACGGUGUGCAUGUUUUGGAUACUUCCGAUCUUCACCCAGUGACUUCGCAAACUCUGGGGCCAUCGACGUCUUUUUCGUGCCCACCAUUGACAUUACCAUCUUCCUCGAAUCAUCCUUCAAGAACAUACGCUAUCAUAUCAACUUCUCCAGAACUGGCAUCAUCUGACGACGGGGGACGUACAUUGUGGGUAUGGAGCGACGAUGCAUCAAAAUCCAAACAAAAAGCGAAGCAGAGCAAAGUCAUACUUUCGAAAGAUCACCCUGCUUUUGGAAUAUACGCAAGCACAGAGCUUCCGGAAAGAUUGAUUGCAUUGUCCACCAAUGGAGAAGUUGCUGUGGUAGAUGCAGAGAGCCUUGAAGUGAAAUCAUCAAUACAACAGUCAACUUUAUCCAACGUUAUCCACGCGACUGUGCUACCUGCCAGUACAUCACCCUUUGGAAGAGGUUUAAAUGGCUCCAUUCUGGUUGUUGCCUCUGCUGGAUCGUCAAAAAAUACACAUUUAAGAAUAUUGGCCAUCGACGAAGCCGACUCAAUAUCUCAAGAACAGGAACAUGAACUUUCCAUAGAUAGCGAGAGCAUUGUCAAUUUGUCUUGUAGCGAGACAGGAAUUCUCAGCGUGCUUUGCACCGACGGAUCGUUGUCAUCGUACAGACUGCCAUCUGGACCCUCUUCUUCACCAGCAGAACUCUCCCCUCCCCUCCGCCUCACCAACCUGUCUUUCAUUUCUCAACCUUCCAGAUAUACUUCCUCAAUUCUUUCCCUGACUUCCUCCCACGUCCUUCUUGCAGCAGUUGCCACUCAAGAGGUCGUUCUUCUGUUAUGGGAUCUCCAAUUCUCUGUGCUCCUCGCGUCGCAUUCAUUACCUAUACCAACCACCCUGAAUUCCUCGGCUCUGCAUGUUAGAUUAGUCCAAGGCUCUCAAACGCUCACAAAAACGGAAACGCAAGCCAUUGGCCAAGCCAUCCUUAUUCUUUCAUCUAUGCCUUCGUCAGAUUCUUCAGAAUCUAAAAACAACAAAACGAGCUCUGUGCUGGUUGUUGUUCCAUACUCUGUACCUGUUCAGUCGACAAUUGCGGCCGCAAUGGGCAAGGGCGAUGCCGGAUCUAAAUGGCUUCGUGUGCCAGGCGAAGAGGCGACAGCGGCUCAACAAAGUCCAGAGGAGAAAGCCAAAGCAAAGUUGUUGAGCACGAUGAGAACGGCGAUGCAGGGCGGACGUCCUCAGGCAGCUGUUGCGGCGUUCAUGAAGUGGGCACCUAAGCCGGAGACUGAUAAGAAUGUUGCUUCGACGUUGGAAUAUAACUUUGUUAAGGAGCUGUUGAGUAUAGUGUUGCUUGAUCUAUCACCAGGAACGAAGCCCACGCCAGGGAACUAUCAACCUGAUGUUGUGCGGUAUCUCCUCGAGCAACGGGUCGUAUGCAGUGCUAUGAUUUCGACUCCAGGAGGCCUCUUAGGCGCUUUGAGAGCAAGAGAUGAUUGGACAUCCAUUGAACUGGCGUUCUACACUGUGCUCGACCUGACCGAAUCCGAGAUCGUCGAAACACUUUUUGCAGUCGUACACGUACACCACUCGUCAGUCGCCCCUUCAUCAUCCACUGCUACAACAAAACCUGCCACAGAGGAUGCCAUGGACGUCGACCCACCUACGUCACCUCAGAAAACCACUCAAAAACCUGCUUCAUAUAAUACUGUCCCCUCUCUUCCUGUCACCCUCGCACUGCUCGCAUCAUACCCCACGUCGCGUGGCCCGCUUCUCGUUGCGUUCCGCCGGUAUUUUGUGGAUGCGGCGGAUAUCACGGCUCUGCUUCAGGUUUUGGAGACCUGGGUUGCGAAGAAGACAAGGGCGGAUGAGAGGCUGCUGCCAACUAAGAAAGAUCUGAAAAAGACGGAGCAAGGCGUGUGGGUCGUCGUUGGUCGGAAAGGGGACAAAGAAAAAGAAAAGAAGAGGGACGAGGUUCCUUCGCUCCAAAAGGCUGUUGACCUUAUUCAACUACUUCUUGAUGCAUCAUUCCUUUCUCUCCUUACGCACGCACCAGCGCACAAGAUUCUUCGCAAGUUGCAAGACCAACUGAACCCUGAAAUUAGUUUCGGGAGCGCCGCCGAAACGCUACGCGGCCCGCUUGAGCCGUUCGCCAUCGCACAAGAGAAGACACUCAAGGAAUCGUUGGUGCCCGCGCAGGAGAGGGAAAAGGAGAAACAGAAAGGUGAUUGGCGCCAGAGGAGGAAAGAGCUGGCGGUGGAUGUGGGCCUGUACAAAUUGGAGGAGCUGGUGCUUUAG